Messenger RNA from Mycena citricolor, 2095 nucleotides. The record is from the annotation of a GenBank genome assembly. Lineage: Eukaryota; Fungi; Basidiomycota; Agaricomycetes; Agaricales; Mycenaceae.
CAAACGCCAGUCGUCCUACAGCCAUCCGACUCGGGUACUGUGACCGGGAGCCGCUAGAUCCAUACACCCGCAGAUUUUGUUCUCAUAGCUUUGUCGAUUCGUUGAGGUGCUAGGGUCCCAACUCAGCGAUAGCCAUGAAUGCCACCCAACUCUACUGUUUCUCGACGUCGGCGCCGGCGAGGUCACCGGACGAUGUCUGUUCCUUUGAAUCGAAGCUCUUGCAGAGCUGUACCGCACCGAACUUUCUGGAUCCUCAAUUGCCUCGGGACAAGGGACAAGCUUGUGAUACAUGUGAGAUGGGUAGCGCGUGCUUGUAAAGUAACCUGGUGUCUGAGGAUGUCCAGGUCAUUGCGCUCGAACUCUGAGGCCUCUCGUUGCGCAAUCACUGGUCUCUACGUAAGACCGCGAGAGCACCCUACAAUGCAGAUCGGCGUCGCACUUGUGCCAUGCAUAUCUACGAGUUCUAUCAUACGUGUGGGAUGUGUCGUCAGAGCUGGUCCUCGAUGGUGCACAUCGUUCCCUCGCUUCGGCCGUCGCAGUGGCACCGAUGCUCAUACAGUGUCAAGCAGUCCCGCUGAUUUCAUGUUCCGCCGACUCAGGCAUCCAUCCGGUCUCGAUGAUCCCGUCCUAGACUACUUUAUUCAAGGUAGCGAUCGGCCGCAACAUUGCUGUAUCUCGUACCCCCAGGCCGAGCCUUUCACAGCUCUUCAUACGGCGGAUAUCGACCUUCCAGUCUCCGAGGUCAUCGAGGUUGUCCUCGUUGAGCGGUUUCAUGAUUGGCGACACUCUGAGGCCGAGCUACUCGGCUGAAAAGACGUCGUUUCUCGAUGCCGUUCCAGACAUCGUGUUCGGCCUAUCUCGGUCUCGAUCCAUCCAAUCCGGCGCUUGCCUCAGUCGUGCGCAUCGCAUCGACCAGCACAACUCUGCUGCUUUCUCCACGGUAGAACCCGUCACGAGACCUCCAUUCCCAGUUCCUGUUCCCGGGUCGAUCGACAAAGGAGUCGUCCGAUGGAUGGGGUAGGGGAAGGAUGGGUGGAUAUGGAUUAGACCAUGCUUGAAAUGGGACAGGUACCGGGCAGCCGAGCCCAGGGUCUUGACAUGCUGGCCAGCGCUCGCUCUAUCUGGAUCGCCGUCCCGACUUUCGAGAACAUCCACCUCCGGUAGUGCUGUGCGACAGGUUUACAAUGGUCUCUUUGCGCAGAAAAAGGUCUGAUCAGUCAGCUCCAGAUGCGUCCGAGCUCACAGCAAGGCCUUCCCUCUGCGAAUCGUGUCGGCGCCAGGAGCUUCACAGAGUCGCGGAUUCACAACGCCCCAGAUUUGACGCUUGGCACUCUGCCGUUGUAGGUGCGCUAGGGGAUAGGAAUCAUGAUCCGGAAAUGCAGUCUGUCAUGGGCAUCUCCAUCUUUGCAAAACAGCCGCAUGCUUCCACUCGUAUGCAUGCCGAUGGACCCCUUGGCCCCACUUACACCCCUGCGCAGUCCACCACUGAGCACCACGAACCCAGAUCUGUAGAAACGACAGUCGAAAAGAAGAAACUUCCAAUAUUGGAUGCAAGAGCUGCGUCGCCGUCUCAGUUUCGCGAAAGCACCGUCCCGUUUUCUACCAUUGUCCAUGCCAUCGAGAUCGACGUAGCGGCAACGAUAGACGAGCUCGCGGUUCCUCGAAACGUCACCGGCAAGAAAACCGGGGACCCUCCAUGAACAGACGGACUAGAGGUUUGGACACACCUGAGCUGUCGCUGGACAAGUGUUCGACACGCACUGAGCGGAUGAGUCUCAGCAUGCAUUCGGCUGGCUCCUGAUUCAUCGCACUGCAGUUUUACGGCUUGUGUGCGUGUGUUCAUGUACUCGACACCGGGGACUGCAUCCCCAUUUCUCUGCUCGACAGAGUUGCCUUUCAUUUGUGUUCCAAGGCUUGAUCUUCGCUGGCCAGAAACACAAUUCCCGAAGUGUCGGCCUCCUGCUCUUCUCAAGUGUUCUGAGAAUUGCGAUAGCUUUGCUUGUCAGAUCUCUUUUGCAUACCUGUACAUAAUGACUAGAGACAGACGUGAGAGCUUUGGACCAUUGUACACACUCCGUCCUUACAUUAGUGGUCA